AUUUACUGUCAAGUUGCCAUUUAUCUAUUUUUGUUGUAAAUGUUUAUUUCUUUUUUUUUUUCAUGCAACGUGUACAAUGUAUAUUUCACAGUUUACAUAUAAAUUUUUAGUUUAGUAUGAUUUAAUAUAAAAUGUAAUGUAUUUAGUAUAAUAAUAUACUCAUUUUUUUUAAUUAUAUAGAAAAUACUUAAGACAAAAAGCCAAAAUGUACAAAGGCCUACAGAAACUAUUCUCCGAAAACCUAUACCUAUUUUUGGGUAUCAUUAUCGGUCUCUAUAUCUCGUCAAUGAUCUCUGAUGGUUUCGACGCGAAUUGUAACAGACAAAAAAUAAUGAGGAACGAAACUGCUCAGGAAAUUAUAAGUUCCUCGGUUAAUAAAUUCGCACCAAAAAUUCUCACAAAGAAGCCUAACCCCAAUUCGAAAAAGACAAAACUGAUAAGGCCGAGAUAUUACUCAACGGAAUUGGGUAUGAGAGAGAAAAUGUUUGUCGGCAUUUUCACAUCCGAGGAAAAAAUAAAUACUCAGGCGAUACAUAUCAAUAAAACUAUCGGUCACUUAGUGGAUAGGAUAAAGUUCUUUAUAACAGCGCAAUACAAACUAAAAACCAAGUUUAAUUUAACGGGACUUGUGGGGUUUACCGAUGCAAGGUAUAAGUAUAGACCGUUCCAGGUUAUUAAGUAUGUUGGUGAUACAUUUGCUCAAGAUUUUGAUUAUUACUUUUUUGCCAAUGAUUAUACAUUCAUCAACGUACACAGGCUGAAAGAUAUUGUGAAUAAGAUCAGUGUUAGUAUGGAUGUUUACCUAGGUACAAAAGUAACAGACAGCAGUUAUUGUAAUUUAGAUGCAGGACUUUUGAUAAGUAACUCUGUCUUAAAAGCAAUGAGGAUGCAUUUGGACUGGUGCAUUAUGAACGCUAUAUCUGACGACCAUAGCGAAAAUAUCGGUCGCUGUAUUUAUCACAGUUUAGGCCUCUCUUGCCAGGAGUCUAUUCAACUUGAGAGUAUUCCCACUUUCAAAUUAAAACACUUUGAGUUAAGUGACCACUUAUUGGACUUAACAGGAAGAGGAGAUUUCAAUGAUGCUGUUACCGUUUAUCCGAUACUACAAAAGAAUGAUUUUUAUUUAUUGAAUGCUUACUUUUUAAAGCAAAGACUGACUAUAUUGCACGAAGGGAUUCAUCGUCUUUCCGAAACCGUGACGGAAACUUGGCCCCCAGGCCAGAGACCGGGAGCCAAACCUGCAACACGUUUCGAUUUACCUAGACAGUAUUAUUUUAAUAUGUCCCACAUGUUCUUUCCUGACGAUUUUACAAACAUUAGGAAGCAUACUGAAGCAGAGUUUUUAGACAUCGAGAAUAUCGUGGAAGAAGUCAAAGCGAAUGUCGCAAAUAGAUAUCCCGGGCAACUACAAUACAGACGACUGAUAAACGGUUACAGAACGUUUGAUUUAAGCAGAGGAAUGGAUUAUACUUUAGAUUUAGGCUUCAGAGAUCUGAACACUGGGAAAGAGGUGGUAAAAAGGUUUGAAGUAUGUAAACCCUUAGGACAAGUAGAAUUCAUACCAAUGCCAUACGUAACAGAAAAUACAAGAGUAACGAUAGUUUUACCAAUCCAAGAAACUGAAGUGGGUCUCGCUAUGGAAUUUCUAACAAAUUACGCAGCCUUAAUAAUGGAUAGAAAAGAAAAAACUUUCCUGAUGCUCGUUUUACUGUACCAGUACAACAGUGAAAGCAAAGGCAGUGGGGAUAUCUUUGGGGACGCAAAAAACUUUGCUACGUCGGCCAUGAACAAGUACAAAAAUGAUGACGUAAAAAUUGCGUGGGUCUCUAUUAGGUUACCCGAAGCUCCUAAGCCCUUAUACGUAGAGGAAUAUAAAUCUUUACAUUUCGCCAUAGUGGAUCUAGCUUUGAGGAAAAUUGGUGUGGACAGUUUGACGCUAGUACUGAACAUUUACUGCAAUAUUACGGUUGAUUUUCUAAAUAGAGUGAGAAUGAACACUAUAUCAAACGUUCAAAUAUUUAGCCCUAUCCCGUUCCAUCAAUAUAACCCAAAAAUUACCCAGUAUAAGCAUUUAGAUGUGAACAAAAAUACGGGGCACUUUGAUAGGGAGGAAUACAAAUUUAUUUCAUUCUAUGGAAGAGAUUACGUUGAUGUGAGGAAGAAGUCCCAACACAUUAUGCCUCUCGUAAGAUCUGACAACGAUAUUCCAAAUAUUCUUCACGAAGAGUAUAAGGAGAUGGGGAACAUUUUCGAGAUGUUCGUGAAAUUUUCGCAGAAGAUACAUUGCAUGAGAGCCACCGAAAUGAAUUUGAAGAUAAAAUAUCAUGAAGAGAAUGAUAAAACAAAACACAACUUAUUCUUGGCAAAUGAAGCGCAACUAGCCAAGUUGCUAUUGUCAAAAAAAGAUGAAAUUGCGGAAUUAAGAUAAUUUAAAUUACACAAUAUGUAAGGAAUUUGUGUAUAUUGUAACAAAGUGCCUUUAUUCUAAGCCUAAUAAUUAUCUGUAUUUUACUAUUUGUUAUAACAUGUAGAAAUAAUAAAUAUUUUAUUUUUA
Anoplophora glabripennis (Asian longhorned beetle) is the source of this 2554-nucleotide messenger RNA. It is a transcript of the gene Chpf, whose product is annotated as chondroitin sulfate glucuronyltransferase. The transcript is spliced from 8 exons. NCBI's taxonomy places the organism in Eukaryota, Metazoa, Arthropoda, Insecta, Coleoptera, Cerambycidae. Gene Ontology annotation, cellular component: Golgi cisterna membrane. The coding region runs from base 206 to 2428 and encodes 740 amino acids. Gene Ontology annotation, molecular function: glucuronosyl-N-acetylgalactosaminyl-proteoglycan 4-beta-N-acetylgalactosaminyltransferase activity. The record is from RefSeq and is a predicted model, not a curated record.